CCCGCGCCAGGCCGCGCGGCGCGUGGCGGGCGGGAGCGGUGAGCAGGCCGGGCCGGGCGCAUCCCUGCGGGGACGGUGACAGCGCAGCGGGCGGAGCCGCCGCUGGGCCGCAGGGGGGAAGCGCGCCCGCACACGAGGCGGCGGCGGCGGUGGGGGGCCGGGCCCGGCCCGCGCGCGCGGCGGGGCCGGGGCAGCAGAGGGGCCGGAUCCCAUCAUGGCCUCGGGAGGCGGCGGCGGCGGGCUCGGUGGCGGCGGCAAGAUCCGGACCCGGCGGUACCACCUGGGCGCCUCGAAGCCUCCCUACGCGAGGAGCAAGCAGCAGGGAAUCAUUAGCAGAGUGACAGAAUCAGUGAAAAACAUGGUACCAGGAUGGUUACAGAAGUAUUUCAAUAGAAAUGAAGAUGAAUGUGUAGAUGCAAAUGAAUCUACGAACCAGGAAGAGAAUCCAGUAAACUAUCACCAUGAUUAUGCAAAUGAAGAUAACAUAGUGAUUGAUGGGAGAGUGACGCCUGAAUCAGCAAGAAUUAAUUUAGAAGAACCAUCCACGAGCAGAUCUGCAUUGAACUUCUCAGAUGUGUUAACAAGGCCCUCUCUUCAUCGAAGCCAUUUGAACUGUACCAUAUUGGAUUCCUCAGUACCACAUUGUCAGCCCUCUACAUCUUCUUCACUUGGCAUUGGCAGUCCUGGACUGUCUCUUGUAAAAGAAAUAAAAGAUUCUACCUCUCAGCAUGACGACGAUAACAUCUCAACAACCAGUGGCUUCUCCUCUAGAGCAUCUGAUAAAGAUAUCACAGUUUCAAAAAAUACUUCAGCACCACUACUCUGGUCCACAGAAGCUGAAAGAUCUCAUUCUCUCUCGCAACAUCCUGCAGCUAGCUCUAAAAAACCUGCGUUCAAUUUAUCUGCUUUUGGAUCUCCCUCACCUUCACUUGGAAACACUUCUGUCUUUAAGACAAGCCAGCUUGGGGAUUCUCCGUUUUACCCUGGAAAGACCACUUAUGGUGGCGCAGCUGCAGCAGCAAGGGAGACAAAAGCGCGAAUUGCUCCUUAUCAGCCACCAGUAAGGAGACAAAUGAAAGCGAAACAAGCAAGUGUGCAAUCCUAUGGCGUGACAAGUUCCACAGCGCGGCGUAUCUUGCAGUCACUGGAGAAGAUGUCAAGUCCUUUGGCGGAUGCUAAAAGGAUUCCGUCUUCUGUUUCUAGUCCACUGUCUUCUCCUGUGGACAGGAACUUGCUGAAUAUUACUAGCUUCCAAUCCAAGCGCAAACAGGUCACCUGCUUGGUGCAUGAAGGGGUGGUGGAUAUAGUGUUCUGGACUGUAGGAAGGCUUUUGGUACUGUCCCUCACAGCAUCCUUCUGGACAAGCUGUCCAGCUGUGGAUGAGCAGAUGGAAUCACAGCACCCACCUGUCCAGAAACUCGUGACACCAAAGGCGAUCUCUCUGCCAGGGAGUCGGACCCAGUAUUUUAAACCAUCUCUGACUCCAGCUACUGAUUCCAGCAAAAUUCACCAGAGGGUGGAUAUAAAGCACAAAGGCAUGAGAGAGAAGAGUUCUCCUGCAGAACAGAGAAUAAAACCAUCUGAAAGCAGUGUGACCCACCCCAAAUUCAGUACUCCUGCAUCCAAUGGUCUGUCUGCAGGAGGAGGAGUUGGUGGUGGCGGUGGCAAGAUGAGAAGGGAAAGAGGGGUACACUAUGUAUCAAAACCUGGACAAGAACAAGAGGAAGUGGAGGAACCGGUACUACCAAAAGUACCCCUACCCAUCAGUACUGCAUCGCUGCCUUCCUUCAACUUUACUUUCCUUACCAGUAGUAGUGUCUCAUCAUCACCGAGCACUGUUUCCACAGCAGUGAUGAACAAGGUACAACCAGCAAGUAAUGUUGGCAGUCCUGUGUUCAGAUUUUCAUCUCCAAUUGUGAAAUCUACUGAGGCAGAAGUGCUACCUCCAUUGUCUCAGAUGGGGUUUACAUUUAGUGUUCCUGUUGUAAAAUCAGCAGAGCUUUCUGGAUCCAGUGAUACACCAGUGACGUCCUUCCUUACUCUAGAUACUGCCACUGUAAACAGCAUCAGCAAUAAGAAGGAAAAAGAAGAAGAAUACGAUGGCCCCUCCAAACCUGUGAAGGUCUUAAAGGAAGGAAGUGUGUUAGACAUUCUAAAAAGCCCUGGUUUUACAUCUGUGAAAACACACUCUCCAACAUCUGCACAGCCUGUUACAAGCACAGUGGUCUAUACAAGGCCUGCAAUAAGUAGUUUUUCUGCAGUUAAAGACACCUCUAAACAAGUAUCCUCAUUUUGGCAGUCUGACCUACAUGACCCAUGUCUGCAGAACAAAACUACAGAUGGCAAAUGUGUAACAUGCGAAGCUGCUAAAGUGUCCACAGUUGAGAGUACGAAACAGACAAUAAGCUCAAGUCCAUGUGUCGCCUCUAAGGCAGCCGUCCCUACAGCAGGGACACUGGGCUUUGAAGACAAAUUUAAAACAGCACCCAACACAUGGGAUUGUGAUACCUGUCUGGUCCAGAACAAACCUGAAGCUACGAAAUGUAUAGCAUGUGAGACACCAAAGCCUGGAACGGGAGUAAUGCCUGCUCUGACAUUGCCAGUGGUCACAGACAACUCGGUGACAGUGACAUCGUCUUCCACCAGCACUGACACAGCAGUCACUUUGGGGUUUGGAGACAAAUUUAACAAGCCAAAAGGGUCUUGGGACUGUGCGGUGUGCCUUGUAUCAAAUAAGGCAGAAGACAGCAAAUGUGUAGCUUGUCAGUCCGAGAAACCAGGGAGUUCAGUGCCUGUCACCAGUAGCAGUGUUUCUACGUUUUCUGCUUCUUCUGGAGGAUUUCUGGAUUUAGACAAAUUCAAAAAGCCCGAAGGAAGCUGGGACUGUGAGGUCUGCUUGGUCCAAAACAAAGCGGAAGCCACAAAAUGUAUAGCCUGUGAAUGUGCAAAGCCAGGCACCAAAGCAGAGGUCAAAGGCUUUGGUACUGCUCCUGUGUCCACAAAUGCUGCAAUGCCAUCAUUUACCUUUGGUGUCCAGUCGUCCUCCUCUGAAUCUGCUCAUACGUUGGGUAGCACAGGAAACUUUAAAUUUGGAGAACAGGGGAGCUUCAAGUUUGGCAUUGCGUCCGAAUCUGCAUCCUCCAACACUGUGACUGGGGGAUUUAAGUUUCCUGCUAGUUCAGGGGACUUCAAAUUUGGACUUUCUUCCUCAGACUCUAAAUCAGAUGACAGUAAAAAAGAAAAUAAAACUAACAGUUUUACCUUUGGACUUCCAUCUACAAGCAGUCAGGCUCCUUCAACAUUUCAGUUUGGGACAGCGAGCCUGGGACAGCAGGAGAAGAAAGAGGAACCAGUUUUGGGAGGCUUUGGUUUUGGCACAAGUUCGACUUCUUCCAUAGCUACCAAUGAGAAUAAGACUGGAGUCAGUGGCUUCACUUUUGGAACUGUGGCAGAAAAGGAGGGAGCAUCACCUGCGUUUCCAUUUAAGAAAUCAGAUGAGAAAAAGGAUGACACCCUUUCAACAAAGGGAGGCUUCUCUUUCGGCAGUGUGGAGUCUGCACCUGCCUCACAGUUUGUUUUGGGAAGGACAGAAGAGAAACAGGACUCUGUCACUUCUGCUGCUUCACUAGCAUUUGGAAAGAAAGCUGACAAUGAAGAGUUAAAGGCACAACCUAUCUUUUCAGCUGGGACCGCUGAGCAUACCAAAGAGGAGAGCACAGCAAAACCUAUGUUCAAUUUCAGUUUUGUUAAACCAUCAGAGAAGGAAAGUGAGCAGGCAAAGCCAUCUUUCGCGUUUGGGGCACAAACCAGUACUUCAGAUCAAGGAGCAGCAAAGCCAUCCUUCAGCUUCUUGAGCUCUAGUUCCUCCAGCACAGUCGUACCCACCACUUCAGCCAACAGCAGCAGUAUGUUUGGCAGCACGCUCUCUUCCUCAAAUCCUCUGCCGGUUCCCGCUCCCUUCGUGUUUGGACAACCCAGUAACACUGUGAGCAGCUCUGUUUUUGGCAGUUCCGCAGAAUCUGCAGCGUCUCAGUCAUUUGGCUUCUCUCAAGAAAACAAACCAGCAACCACAUCUUCUAGCACUGGCACGGCUCAUGCUUCAUUUCUCUUUGGUCCGGGAGCCAGCAGUACCAAUGCAGCGAAUUCAGGCUUUACCUUUGGAGCCACAACCACAUCGAGUUCCACAGGGGCGUCCUCUUCGUUUGUGUUUGGCUCUGGGCCUCCAGCGCCUGCUGCUGGCCCAGCAUUUGGUGCCACUCAGCCACCGGCGUUUGGCCAGAGCCAGGGGUCCAGCCAGCCCAGCGCCCCAAGUUUUGGAUCGCUGUCGACAACGUUGUUUUCAGCUAGUGCUCAGCCUGCUCCUCCUGCCUUCGGCGCGGUGACGAGCAGCACCCAGCCCUCAGUGUUCGGGCAGCAAGCGACCCCGCAGCCGGGUUUUGGCUCUGCUACCCCCAGUACCGGUUCUGUAUUCCAGUUUGGAAGCAAUACUUCUAAUUUCAACUUUCCAAGUAACCCAAGAAUAUUUACUUUUGGUGCAAAUUCUCCUGCGCUGGCAGCACCGGCCCAGCCUUCUGGCUCUUCGGGAUUUCCGUUCAGCCAGCCUGCAGCAUUUACAGUGGGGACUAAUGGGAAAAAUGUUUUCUCUGCCUCUGGAUCUUCGGUUUCUGGUCGGAAGAUAAAGACUGCAGUUAGACGUAGAAAAUAAUCGCCCGAUGGGUAAAGCAACUUUGGAAGCAGCUACUACCCCGCAUUGUUCAGUUGUUGGGAUCGUACCUCAUGCUGGGUUAGCUGAAGUCGGAUCUGCCUAAAGAUACAAAAGAACUGCUGCCCUUUCCUUCCCUCCCUCCUCCCCCGUUAGGUUUGGGUUUUUUUUUUUUUUUUUUUUUUUUUUUUGGUAACGAAUAGAGUUGGCAACAGGGCCGUUCUCAAGCAAAAGUAUUUUAGACUCCAGCAAGUUACUUCUUUCACUGACUCGGCAUGGUCUGGCUGUAGCCGUGAGUAGAGCCUGCACAGUGAAUGGCUUGUACAAUACCUCCUCAUCUGCACCACUAUGUGCGCUCAUCUGCGUUUACUGACGCCUCGAAAUUGUAAUUAUAUCAGCGAGGGAUGCUGUAUAGAGUAGAGAAUGUUGAUAACGAAUGAUUUCUAUGCUGAGUUUGUGCCGGUGUAUGUGUGAAGUGAGUGAGUUUGAGUGUAUCGUGCACUAAAAUUUUCUGAUAGAGGAAGACUGAUUAAAGGAUGAUCCAUGCUAAGGACUUGUUAGAUCUGUAGUUCUUCAUUUAAUAAUUAUAUGCUAUUUCUAUAUUUUCAUUCUUACAGCCCUUUAUCACCUGUCUCGCCUUUGUUAUUUUAUUAUGAAAUGUGUAAAUACAAUUUUGUUUCUCUAUGUACUUUUUUGGCAUAACAAAUCUGUGAAAUUGAAAUUUUAAUUUUGUGUGUUACGGCCAUUUUUGUUUAGUAUUGUCUCAGAUUUUAUGUAAAUCCCAUUAUUCAAAGUUGCCUAAAUCCAUUUAGAAAAUCUUUAAAAUUGGGAAUUCUUAAAGUAAGUUUAUUGGCUUUUCUGAUCCAUUUUUGUUUGGACCAAAAACCAGUAUUGUACAAAGUAUUAAGUAUAUAUUUUUAUAUUUACUGAAAUGGACUGUGGUGACUUUGGAUAAUAAGGAAAAGUUUAAUAUUAAAGCCAUGUUUAUUACAGUAUAAUUAACAUGUUAAACCAUGGGAUAAAUGCCAUCAAUAAAAACUAUGAAAUAUU
Messenger RNA from Falco peregrinus (peregrine falcon), 5752 nucleotides. RefSeq names its product nucleoporin 153 (gene NUP153). The transcript is spliced from 23 exons. NCBI's taxonomy places the organism in Eukaryota, Metazoa, Chordata, Aves, Falconiformes, Falconidae. The record is from RefSeq and is a predicted model, not a curated record. Bases 215 to 4705 code for a protein of 1496 amino acids. Gene Ontology annotation, molecular function: structural constituent of nuclear pore. Gene Ontology annotation, cellular component: nuclear pore. Gene Ontology annotation, biological process: RNA export from nucleus; protein import into nucleus.